Molecule: messenger RNA, 1677 nt
Organism: Pundamilia nyererei
Lineage: Eukaryota; Metazoa; Chordata; Actinopteri; Cichliformes; Cichlidae
Gene: or6at1
Product: odorant receptor, family 6, subfamily AT, member 1
Exons: 7
Coding region: 1-1677 (558 amino acids)
Biological process (GO): G protein-coupled receptor signaling pathway
Cellular component (GO): membrane
Molecular function (GO): G protein-coupled receptor activity; olfactory receptor activity
Source: RefSeq, a predicted model, not a curated record
AUGCCAUCAAGCCCCGCCUCGCCUACCUAUGCCAAAAAGGGAAACAAAACCCAAAAACAACAAUACACCUACCCAGCACCUCCUAACAACAGGACCUGGGCACCUUGUGAUCGGCGAGUUCAUCAUGAACUUUUCUGUAUACCAAACAUUUCUAGAGUCAAAUGUGAGGCGAUCUUUACCACAGCCCAAGCUUGGAUCAAACUGGGUCCCAAACACAGUAGUGAUCCCAAGCACCGCAGAAAAUCUGCAACAGACUGCCAGAAAAAGAAUAAAGAUAUAAAGAUAACUGAGGUCAGGGUCACUCCAGGCUGUCUGUCUCUGCUGGAGACUCGGGAGAGCUCCCACACAACCGUCUGUUCCUGCUGGAGGCUCAGCCACCUGUUCCUGUCAGACGCUCUGGAGAGUCCAUCCCGCAACUACCUGCAACUGCUACACGGCAUCUGGCCUGCCUCAUCUUGUCCUGCCUUGUCUGGUACUCCACACCGGCCAUCUGCCAAGUCACCCAAGAGCGUUCAGUGGAGGGGACAGGUGGGGCGGAAGCCCGGAAGUGGUCGAGGCAUGGGGAGGCAGGCAAGUGGUCAGCCAGGGAGGAGCAACCGAACUCCGCCCAAAGGAGGAGGGGCCGCUGUCGGAGACCUGCAGGUGCCCACCCAGACCAUGACAAAGACAGCACCUCGUGUCUACGCCUGGCUAUCUAGUUCUGUUAACGAGACCUUGGGACUCGGUGGUGUCACGUUCUUUAUCAUCCAGGGCCUCACAAGCCUCGAUGAGAAAAAGAUAAUACUUUUUUCCAUCCUGUUGCUGAUUUACAUCAUGGUCCUGGGAGGAAACAGCAUCAUCAUCUAUGUGGCACUGACGGAUCCAAAGCUCAACUCUCCACUGUACUUCUUCCUCUGCAACCUCUCCUUUGUGGACAUGGUCUACACCACAACCACCAUCCCCAACAUGCUAUCUGGCUUACUGACAGAUAUCUUAACCAUCUCUGUCCUGGGCUGCUUCCUCCAGAUGUACUUCUUCAUUCAGUUAUCUGUUACAGGCCGUGCCAUUCUCACAGUCAUGGCAUACGAUCGCUACGUGGCGAUCUGCAACCCUCUGCAAUACAACAGCAUCAUGACCAGGCCUGUCCGACUGCUACUUGUUGCAGGAGCCUGGGGAUUCGGUGCAAUUUGCACUCUUCCUGUUACUGUGAUUGCCUUUGAGAGGCCUUACUGUGGCCCAAAUGUGGUGAAACAUGCCUGGUGCGACCCAUCUUCUGUAAGGCGGCUUGUGUGCAGUGACACCUCUUUGGAUAACAUUGUGUCUCUCUUAUUUGCAAUGGUGUCGCUGGUGACCACAGGUGUCUUCAUACUCUCCUCCUACAUCUUGAUUGGUUUUUCCAUAUCCAGGAUGGUUGUUGCUCAGAGGCUGAAGGCGCUCAGAACAUGUUCUGCCCACCUGACUGUGGUGUCCAUCUCUUAUGCAGCAGCCUCAUUUGUAUACAUUUCCUACCGAGUGGGAAACUUUUCAUCAGAGGUGCGGAUCAUUGUGUCUGUGCUGUACUCUGCUCUGACUCCCUUCCUGAACCCGAUGAUCUACAGUCUGAGGAACAAAGAGCUGCGAGAGUCUAUCAGAAGAACUUUGAGCAGGUUCAGACCUGCUGCUGUGUUACCCACCAAGAAAAUCAGCACUUUGUCCUGA